Molecule: messenger RNA, 552 nt
Organism: Rotaria socialis
Lineage: Eukaryota; Metazoa; Rotifera; Eurotatoria; Philodinida; Philodinidae
Source: the annotation of a GenBank genome assembly
AUGACUCAUCGUCUGUCAGAUGAUAUCUUUAACUAUAUCAAUCGUUCAGAAAAAAAAACAAAGAUACAUGAAGAAUUAAACGAUAAAAUGAAUAAUAUUUCCAGACAAGCUGUUGAUGAAGGAAACGUGGAAAACAUUCAAAAAUAUACAAGAACUGUUGUACAAUAUGAAAUUAUUCGAAUGAAAGUAAGUCAAUUUACAAGCAUGUAUACAGAUACUUCAGUGACUCGAGCACUUUUCGAUACAUCACUAAUUUCAUGUAAAGAACUUUUUCUAUCGUUGAUUUAUACAGAUUUGGCGGCAUUACCGGGGACAACACCAACACUAUCCGAAGAUGUAGUUCCAAAAUAUUCACGUCCACAAUCAACGAGAAAAUUGAAUAAUAUGAGACAAAUCAUAGAAUUUAAUCGACACAUUAAAUAUGCAAUAGAAGGAUUAACAAAUGAUUUUCUCAGUACAUAUUUUGACUUUCAACAAGAUAUACUGAAGUCAUCUACGAACAGUGUUAUAGGAGACUCAUACAAUAAAUCCUUACUAUCAACUGAAUUUUAA